CGCAGAGAGGGGCGGGGCCUGGGCGAGGGGCGGGGCCAGGACGCCUGGGUUCCAUGCCCUGCUGUGUGACCUGGGGCUCUGUGGGGAAUGAGGCCCAGCAGGCGUGGGGUGCGGGCCCUGCCCUCGGGCUCGGGGCUGUGCCCGGGGUCACGCUGCCUUGGGCAGCAUUCCCAGCCGCCUGGCCGGGGCCGAAGAGACACGCUCAGGCCCUGAACCGUGGCUGUAGGCUAGGGCCUCGACACCCUGCUGGCCUCCCGUGGCUGGAGGAACCACACGGGCCUUUCCCCGUUUGUCCGCCCCACCUAAGCGUCUCUCCCGGGGACAAGCGUCACUCAGUAAUCUUCUUUGCCUUAAUAAAUCUAGGCUGGGCCAUCUGUGAGGAGAGCCAGCCCUGUCAGGCAGGAGCAGAAAUCCAGGCAGCACCAUUCUAGUGGCAGCCUCAAGACCUGUGGUCAGUGGCAGAAGAUGCUGGUGUCUCCCAUGGCAGAGAGGAAUAAGGAGCUGAUCCUGGAGGUACUGGCUGACUACGUGGAUAAUACAAGCCAAGCCUUUGGGCUGGAGCUGGCCUCUGGGACUGGGCAACAUGUGGUGCAUUUUGCCCAAGCCCUGCCUAAUGUCACCUGGCAGCCUUCAGAAAUCAGCCCGUCUGCCCAUGAGAGCAUCUCUGCCUACAUCAGAGCCACCAAGGUGCAGAACGUGAAGAAGCCACUGGCCAUUGACGUUUCUCAGCCCUGGGACCAGUGGGCAGGCUUGAGCCAGGGCUGCUGCAAUGUCAUCGUCAUCAUCAACCUGCUGCACUUCCUUGCCCAAGGCCUAGAGGGACUCUUCCAGGGUGUGGGCCAGCUGCUGAAGCCCGGGGGAGUUUGCCUCAUCUAUGGGCCCUUUGCCAUCAAUGGGAUCAUCAGCCCUGAGUGCAACGUGGAGCUGGAGGAGAAGCUCCAGGAGAGCUGGAAAUGCCAGAAUACACCAAAUGCCUGAUUUUUCGGAGGAGGGAGCUGGAGAUGGCGUAGGCCCAGCUGGGCUGCAGGAUGUCUGAGCAUGGCUGCCUGAAGCCAACGGGAUACGGACACCCAAGAAUAAAUGCUUUUAAAUUAA
Trachemys scripta elegans is the source of this 1095-nucleotide messenger RNA. Its product is annotated as methyltransferase-like 26 B. The coding region runs from base 466 to 978 and encodes 170 amino acids. NCBI's taxonomy places the organism in Eukaryota, Metazoa, Chordata, Testudines, Emydidae. The record is from RefSeq and is a predicted model, not a curated record. The transcript has 5 exons.